Molecule: messenger RNA, 399 nt
Organism: Orbilia oligospora ATCC 24927
Lineage: Eukaryota; Fungi; Ascomycota; Orbiliomycetes; Orbiliales; Orbiliaceae
Exons: 2
Coding region: 1-399 (132 amino acids)
Source: RefSeq, a predicted model, not a curated record
AUGACUACUACUAGUAGGCCGAAUACCAAGCCUCCCCAGAUCGAUCCGAUCGUUCCUUAUGACCCGAAUGUUUCCGCCCGCCCGCAUUGUCGCCAACCGAGCGACAGCCGCAAGAACAGCCAGCUAGGCUACGGAUCCGGUCUGCGAGGUGUUGCGUUUUAUGUGUUGUCGCUAGCUCGUGCAUGUGCCAGUCUCGUAACCAACAUGUGUGUUGUGGUGGACUGUGGCUUUUUUCUCAUGUGUUGCGAGAGUGUCUAUAGCCACCAGUGCGGAUCAAGCUAUCUGGAGGAUAGCCCGGGUGGCGUCGUAGUCUCGAGACCAGAUCAACAUCAGGAUGGUUCAUCUCCAGCUGCUUUUGCUACUGGCCACCACGUUAUCCCAGACUUCGCGCUUCGAUAA